AUGGCGGGCCAGCCGCCGGGUCCGGGCCCGGGCCGCGGGUGGGCGCGCCCGCCGCACCCGGCGUCGCCGUUCCGGCCGGCGUCUCCGUACGGCCCCAGCCCGCCGUUCGCGGCGUCGCCGUCGCCCUACGGCCCGUCGCCGCCGCCGCCGCCGGGGCUGCUGGUGCGCCGGCCCAUGUCGCCCGCGCGGCUGCCGCCCAGCCCGGGGCCGUACCUGCCCUGUCCCAGGCCGCGGCCGCGCUGGGCCAGCCCGGGGCCCCUGCCCUACAGGAUGCCGCCGCAGAGCCCGUCGCCGGUGAUGUGUCCGUCGCCGGAGUACCUGUACGCGUUCCCGCCGCCGCCGCCUCCGGGCUACGACAUGAUGGGCUACGUGCCGCUGGAGCCCCCGGGGCCCCCGGAGGACCCGGCGGCGCAGACCGCAGCCAUCAUCGCCAGCCAGUCGCAGGACUACGUCGACGAGAAGCUCGCAGAGUACCAGGCCACCAUACAGCAGCUGCAAGAACCAUCUCAACUGUUAGCCCUUUAA
Molecule: messenger RNA, 525 nt
Organism: Schistocerca cancellata (South American locust)
Lineage: Eukaryota; Metazoa; Arthropoda; Insecta; Orthoptera; Acrididae
Exons: 3
Coding region: 1-525 (174 amino acids)
Source: RefSeq, a predicted model, not a curated record